UAUUGUUCGAUGUGUUGUGAUGUACAUUAUACCGGUUUUCAUCUGAUUUGAAAAUUGUGUCUGGUGGGUGACAGUGAUAACGACAGCGUAAAAAUUGUCACUCGACACUGUUGUGCAAGCUACUCCGUAAAUUACAAAUGACUCGUACUGAAAAUUGUUUAUAGUUUCGAGAAAAGACGGGAAGACUUUGCCGCUUAUUUUGUGAGUUUGUUUGUUAUUAAACGCUGUAUUUACUAUGUCCAGGCAGAACAGUGGUAAUGUAAAAAGUGUGUAUGAAGAACAAGGUUCGAAAGGCUGGGAAGGGAAUGAUGAUGCCGGCAGUGAAACAUCUUGUGAUUCUUGUGAUUUGAAGAUUGAUAUACCAGAGAAUGAAGUUUCGGAUGUGAAACAGCGUGGUCGUAAAAGGAAAUAUCAAGAUAUAGAACCAGAUGAAGAAAUGAUGGCAGUAAUUAGCGGCAUGGAGGAAGAAAUUGAAAGACAGCUCGAUGCAAAAGCUGCAAAAUCACAUUUGACAGCAACAAAUGUCAAAAAUAUUCUGAAGACUAUUAUAACAGAUGAACAUGUUCUUGGAAUGGUGCGCCAAGCUCUUUUGGGGAAGUGUGAUUCUCUAGAUAUACCAUACGAACCGAAGAUUACUAGAGCAAAAGCAAAACAGAUGCAAGGAUCACAGCCCACCUCAGCUAUAGGAACACCUGUGAAACGACAGGCAACUUCAAAGUGUCGUGUUUUAAUUGAGCAAGAAUUGCCAGAGGACUCAAGUGAUGAUGAAGAAUAUCAGCCCACUGAUGAUCAGGAGCAGAGUGAUGACGAUAAAGAGAUGGAAACAACAAAGGAGAGCAAUGAUGGCAGUAUUAAAAGUGGUGGCGAGGAUACAGAAGGAGAAGGUGAAGAAAUAGUGGAAGAAGAGGAAGAUGUUGAUGAAGAAAAAGAAGCAGGAGAUGAAGAAGCAGAAGAAGAAUCAGAGAAGGAAAGUGAUAGUGGGAGUGAAAGUGAAAAUGAAAGUGGCAGUGACUCAGAAGAGGGAGAAGAAAAUAAAGACAAUACCGCUGAGGUUCAUCACGAGGGUUUGGAAAUCGAUUGUGAUGAGGAACUGGAAAGUGAAAGUGAAGAAAGCAGUAGUAGUGGAAGUGAUGAGGAGACAGACAGUGAAUAUGAUACGGGUGGAGACAAAGGUGUCACGCAAAACAAAGUUGAUGAUUGUGAGGAAUCUAGAGCAGAUAUGACUCCCACAAAAGAGCUAAAUGAAAAGCAGCUUUCCGCUGAAAUAAACAGUCAUAAGGUGCCUGUGGAUACUGCUCAUGUUAACGACUCAGAUAAUACAUGCAGUAAAUCAGAGAGAUCACCACACGUAUCAUUUUUGCUACCUGAUGAACAUCAUAGUGAGAUGCAUUUAACAGAUGAUUGCUCGAACUUGUCAGCAAAAGAUAAUUUAGGUGGGAUAGGAAAAGAAAGUAUUGGUCAGAGAACAAGAUCCAAACUGUCUCUGAGUGACACACCGCUCGAGGCUAUAGAGCGUGCUUUUAUUCCUCCUGAUAUAACAACAGAUAUGUAUGACUCUGAAUGUGAUGAUGAAGAUUGGAAGAAUUUCCUGAAAGGUUUUACAGAGCCAUUAUUGCCAGAUAUGAACAAUACACUGGAUGAUGAUGAAGAUGCUGACCCAGAGUACAACAUUCUAGCUGAUGUGGAAGAGGCUGAAAUGGAAGAGGAGAAAGAAGAUAAGAAAGAAGAGUGUAGAAUAGAUCGUGCAGUGAAAGUCUCUAAGAAAGAAGUAAAUGCGCUUGUUAAAGAACUGUUCAAAAUGGCAGGUUUCCUUUCAAGUAGUGAUGAUGAAGAUGAUGAUAGCAAAAAAAUAACAAACAACCAGGUGCAGCCACCAGCAAAAGAAAAUGAAACUAAUUCUGAGCAAGUGUCUUUAACAUCUGAGCAGCGGCUACUUCUCGAUCAGCAGAUGAGGCAACAUGUUCAAUUCACUACACAGAACUACUUGCAGACUUUCUGUCAUCCAAAAUACAACGUAUAUGCAGCAGAAUGUAAAGGUUAUUUGGUUAAUCUUUCCUAUUUAUCGGGAAAUAAUCCAAAAUCAGCAUUUUAUGCUGGAAAUCUGAAGGAAGCUUUAGCUUUAAUAGAGGAUUGGGAAAACUAUUUUUCUUCUGAAAAUAGGCGACGAGAUUUGACAAGGUUCAUUCAGACACAGAUAAACAAAAGAUUGUGGUUGAAAAAUGUCAAGAAAAAGGCAUAUCUAAGUAUGUGUGAGUUUCCUGCAAAAAUGAUGGAGAUCGUGAGUAAUAGCAAAGUUUUCAUGUAUCCAUUAUUGUUGCCGCCCCAACCCUUCCGCUGUGACGGCCCUGCUAGGCCUUGCUUUGUUCGUGGUGAAGAACAAUUAUUGGUGAUAGGAUUAGAGCAAUUCAUGGAUUAUGCGCAAAAAAACCCAGAGUAUUUCCCGAAGAAGCUGAUAUAUUGCAAUGUUACUCCAUACAUUUCCAAACUAAUGAUGCCUCCCAAGGAACCAAGGCAGCUGUAUCUUUACAUUUACAAACAUGCCAAUGAGCAUCCUUUUAAGCAUUAUUUUGAACAUCAGAAGGCACCAGGGACAAUUCACUAUGUUCUCCCAUAUGCUUCAAACACGAUAAAAGCACCAAAAGAUCAUCCUAAGGACCUUCUUCCAGAAAUAUGGUUGAGGUACAUCCAUCCAAAAGAACAGAAAACGUAAAACACAUUAAUGGCAUUCCCACUUGUUCAUUGGUGAUGUAUUGAGAAUACUAGCCAUUACGUCAAUGAAAACUGAGUCUGAACAUGUAUUAGGUAUAAAUUUGAGUUUGUAUUGUGUUAUAAACAUUGUACAUUCUGAUGUGUAGAGUUAAGGCACAUUAAUUAUAAGACUGAUAACUGCUGUGAUCGCAUUUAAACAUGCCUAGUCUUAAAAAAAUAAUGUGAAAUACUUAAGAAGAUUGUUAGAAGCUUUAUUUUCUUUAAAAUAAGGUCUCAAGAUUUGUAGAUACUACAUGUACUGUUUCUCUUUCUACUUUGUAUUAUUUAGUUCUUUUCUUUCUUCUAGACUCUAGGAUUAUUGAGUCAGUGAUGAAACUGUAUGAUUGUGCAUCCAUGAACUGUGGUUGCUUGUGUGUACAUUUGUUCACUCAGAAAUGCAAAUAACAUUGAAGCAUUUGUAUUUAAGCAGAAGAAAAAUGUCUGUGUCACAACAGGGCCCUUUGCAACUGAAUAAAGUGUUGCUGGAACAAAGUUGUUCUAAAGCUUGAAGUUGAAGACAAAAGCAACAUCUUAAAUUUCAUAAUCUUUAAUUUCUGGUACUGAAGACUGCUGUUUUUGACAGGUGUACUCUUAUGUUUGACUUUUGUUCAUGUAGCAAGUUUCUUUAGAUUCCUAAAUGAUGUACCAAUCUCUUAGAAGUUUGGACUUUUCCCAAACAGUACCUAGUUUUGUUGAGAAAGAGAUGGAAGCAGCAGAUGGUAAUUAUGUAAUCAGUACAAGUGGUUGUGAAGUGGUGCAUGAAAGUGAACUGUAUUGUUUUUGUAAACUCCAGAAUCUGACUGACUCUCACUAGUUCAUUUAGCUGAUACGGAAACUUGGUUUGUUUUCAUUUUAUCUUGUAUGUGAAAGUGAAUUGUCUACAAUAACAUCCAGGUUUUCUAUUUACUUACAAAUGAGUGCUGCAUUAUAAGUUUAUAACUUUUUUGUUAUUGCUAAUGUCAGAGUAAUUGUUUUGCAUUUUUUAUAUUAUUUACAAACAACGUAGAUCUUAAAUUUUCUACAGAGAACCGUGUAAAUAUUUGAAGUAUGCCUAAAUUUACUCAUUGAAAAGGCAAUUUCUGUGAAACAUUUGUUGAUAAGAUUUUGUUAUGUGUACAUAC
Schistocerca nitens (vagrant locust) is the source of this 3869-nucleotide messenger RNA. Its product is annotated as GON-4-like protein. Gene Ontology annotation, molecular function: transcription coregulator activity. Lineage: Eukaryota; Metazoa; Arthropoda; Insecta; Orthoptera; Acrididae. Gene Ontology annotation, biological process: regulation of DNA-templated transcription. The coding region runs from base 236 to 2710 and encodes 824 amino acids. The record is from RefSeq and is a predicted model, not a curated record. The transcript is spliced from 14 exons. Gene Ontology annotation, cellular component: nucleus.